Anarrhichthys ocellatus (wolf-eel) is the source of this 3260-nucleotide messenger RNA. RefSeq names its product Rab interacting lysosomal protein-like 2 (gene rilpl2). Lineage: Eukaryota; Metazoa; Chordata; Actinopteri; Perciformes; Anarhichadidae. Bases 144 to 731 code for a protein of 195 amino acids. The transcript is spliced from 4 exons. Gene Ontology annotation, cellular component: ciliary basal body; cytoplasm. Gene Ontology annotation, molecular function: dynein light intermediate chain binding; small GTPase binding; protein dimerization activity. The record is from RefSeq and is a predicted model, not a curated record. Gene Ontology annotation, biological process: cilium assembly.
UCUGGAAGUUUUACCUUCUGCCAGUUAAUGUGUUGAGCUCGAGACAAAAAGAAAGAGAGCGAUAUUUUACAGCGUCGUAAAAAGUAGCCAGCGGACGGAAGUUAACUUUAUUCCGGUGUUUUUAGGAGUCGAAUCGUUCCGUCAUGGAGUUUGGAGAAGAGUCGUCGCCUGCUCUGGCUUUCGAGAAGGACGCGUUUGAGCUCACGGUGGAGGAUGUGUAUGACAUUUCCUAUGUGAUCGGACGAGAUCUGUUGAAAAUAAGCAGCACAGGCGAAGAAGUGUCGGACUUACAGUUCAGAAUAGUCCGCGUGUUGGAAAUGUUCGAGACUCUGGUAAAUAAGUACAACUUGUCUCUGGAGGAGCUGAAAAUGGAGCGGGACAACUUGAGGAGUGAGCUGGACCGGAUCCUCAAGUCGAGCUCCGCUGGACCGGGCAUGCAAAUAGCGGGUCCAAACCAGCUGCUGGUGGACCUCACAGACCCCAACAGACCGCGCUUCACCAUGCAGGAGCUGAAGGAGGUUCUGCAGGAGAGGAACCAGCUCAAAGCUCAGCUCAUGGUGGCUCAGGAGGAGCUCCAGCUGUACAAGAGUGGGAUUCUGCCACAGGCUGAAGCAGCGAUGGUGGAGGUGGAUCUGGGGACACAGACACCACAGCGCAGUCCAGCCAUCAUAAAUGAUGCAAAAGAGGAGAAGACAACCAUAGGCAAACUGUUUUCAUUCAGGCGAAAAUAAGAACAAUCUCUCAGAAGAACUGACCACGGAGAAGACAAACGGGAUUUGUCAGUUAGACACUUUUAUAUUGAUUAUUUUUUACCAUGUCUAUUGUCAAUCUAACAAGCACUGUAUUUUGUACUGGUGAUUUUAACCUAAAAUCGUUUACCGUAGUAGAUGUAGUAGAAAUAUAUACAAGAUAUGAAAUGAAACUGGAAAGUAUUAUCUCACGAGUGUUGGAGAUUAUGUUGAAUGCGUUCACUCGAAAUGAAGUCAUUUAUAGGCAUGAAAAUUGAUUAUUUUUAAAAUAUUUAAUGUGUUGUUUCACACCAAUACAAGUUCUCAUCUCAAAGUAGACAAAUACAUUUGUAUUGUUAAUUCAGUAAAGUCAGAGUCCACUCAAAACGUUGUUGCACAUAUCUAAAGGUACCGUCAACAUUACUGUUGUUCUAUAAGCCACUGUGUGUCUCUGUACAAUAGAAAUGCAGCUGAAAGGCAACAGUCACAACAUUUUGUUAUUCAUUUAUUGUGCUCUUAUUGUGUCUUUUAGUCUCACAACUCAGAAGCUUUCUCUUCAAUCUGGCUGUAAAUAUGACAUUUAGGAGACUUGGUAGCCUGAAGGUUUGUUCCACAUAACCACAACAUUUUCUGCUCCCUUCUAGUCGUGGACCUUUGUUGCAUGUUAUACCCCCCCCUCCCCUCCCCCCCCAUACAUUUCCACACUGGCAAGUAUCAAAUUACAGUAAAAAUGCCCAAAAUAAGUGGAGGAGCGUGUCAUCUUAGAACACCAUAUUUCAUAAAUACCUCAGAUAGUCUUCAACGUGAACCAUGUCACAGCUAGAAUGAAAACUCAGUGUUUUAUCCCUUAAUUUACGGCACAAGUAAUAAUUUACAAUAGUGAAAUUGAAUUGUCAAUUAUAAUCACUACAAAAGGAAACACCAUAGACAAUGUGAAACACUUUUCAAGCUUCAAUCUGGUACUAUUUGAUAAAAUAAAAAAUAAAACCAUGAUUUAAAAAAAAAAACAGUUGCAAAAAUACACUCACGAGUUGAUCGCCCUUGUUUAAAACUAUAACAUAUUUUAUACCCGAUAAAAAAAGCCUGUUGAGGACUGUUCAUUCUUAGCUUAUUUUACAUUAAGCUGAACAGGACGAGCACCAAUUCAUCUGAAAUAUGAACGCCUGUCGUCGUGGAUUCAGUAUUUGAGCCACGGGUGAGCCGACACGGAGGCUUUACUUCGAUCGCCGUAGUCGUACAGCAGCUCUUCCUCGGCUACGAUGUCUCUGGACGCCACCAGGAUGAGAUGAGGCGUUCCAUCGAUGGCGUGAAGCCGAGUCUGACAGUUUCCAGCUUUACUGUGGUUGAUCAGUCUUCCAAGACGGCUCGUUUCCUCUGUAGCGUCCACACUGUGAAGCGUAAACAAUUCAAGAUUAAACUGUCACUAAAGCACAAGACGGGUAUCCAAACUGGGAGUCACGGAUAUAGGAUUUGUUUUAUUUAUUUAAAGCCUUUUGCAAUCUUAAUGACACCUAUGAAAAGUAUUUUAUAAGGAGACUGCUCAUUACAAGAACGUACUUCCUUAGACAGCCCAAUUCUUGAGGAUAAUUUUCCUUACCAUACAUUCUCUAAAACAUCUGUGUAUACAUGAUGGGUAUGACAUGCAACCAAACUUAAGUUUAUAGAAUUGGCACAACAACAAAUCCUAUGUCAUGGUGGUGACGUUUGGACAUACCAGUAAGUUUUGGAUUGAUACUGGAAGUAGUACAUGUAACAGCCUUUCUGGGGAUCCUGGGUGUACUGGGCCUCUCUUAUUUUAGCCUCAGCUAGCUCCAGCAGGUCUCCAUGGUACUCCACAACAAACUCUCCUUUUUUGAAGAUCUUGGCAGCAAAUAUCCCUCUUCCCUUUCCUUCUAUGGGUUUGAUCUGUUGACGUUCAAAAGCAGCGACGUGUGAAAUACAACAGGGGUGCUUUACUGCGACUUUCAAAAACAUUAAACUUCUAACGUGGUUAGGGAUUCUUUUGCCCAAACUAAGCAUCAACCAAUGACUGGUUAAAUAACAAAGAAUAUGUUUUGGUGAAAAAUAAAAUAUUUGUCACAGAAAUGACUGAUCUACUGCAAAUGCACACCACUCUAGUAAAAUGUAUAACUCUGCCAUUAAAGACAACCAAUGAAUUGUGUUGUUACUAAACAGAUUUUUUUUACUAUUCACAGUGAAAUGUAUGGAACGCAUUUGGACUGAAAUGGCCACAGUACAUUGAAACCAUUAAGUGUUACCUGCAUUCCUUCUUCAAUGUCGUUCUUUAUCAGGUCAUCGAUGUGUCUGUGCUCCUCACUCUGUUGGCAAUAACAGUAAUUGCAUCAAAGUCAAACCUUCUGUUAUGGGUAGUGAUAUAGAGUUGCAGAAUAGAAACUAAAUAAAGUCAGCAAUAAUAACUAAUCAUAAUAAAAACAUUUCAUACAGACCUUUAACUCUGUCUUUGUUUUCCUGUUACUCCGUCUGAUGGGAUAAUAAUCUGUGACCUUUCUGUUUUGGAGAGCUUUAUUCUUC